Molecule: messenger RNA, 1011 nt
Organism: Vanrija pseudolonga
Lineage: Eukaryota; Fungi; Basidiomycota; Tremellomycetes; Trichosporonales; Trichosporonaceae
Exons: 1
Coding region: 1-1011 (336 amino acids)
Source: RefSeq, a predicted model, not a curated record
AUGCCACCGACCCGUAUCUCCGAUGGCCCUCGCUACACCACGGUCAUGGGCAACAAGGUACACAGGCUGCGGAAGGCCGACGACUGGCUGGAUUGGCUUCGCGGCGUCAACGCCUGCCUGAUGCCCAAGCGGGCCCACGCCCAGAUGUACAUCGACGAGCCGUACCGCUGCUCAGACGAGAGCAAUCAUAUCUCGGUAUAUCGACCUCAGUACGGGAUAGCUGGAAACCACCCUCCGCACGGCCAGCAGCUGUCUCCAGCAUCUGGGCCCAUUCCGGACAACUGGUUCAAGUCGCGCUGGGCCACCUGGCGUAAAUCGGAGUUCCUUGCCCGCUCCGUCUUCCUCCUGACUGUCGACACCCCUCUCAUCAUUCAGGUGGAGGACCUCUGGUGUGUCAAGGACAUGUUCUACGCUCUCCACGCACUCCUUUUCCCGAACGAGGCCCACGACUAUAACGCAAAGGAUCUCUAUCGCAAGCUGCGCGAAAUGCUGCUCGACGACGGCGCCUCUGCCGAAGCAAUGACCCGGCAUUUUCAGGACUUCUACGCGAUUCUCGUGCGGAGGCGCAAUAUGGGAUACCCCAUUUCGAACGAAUCAUCUCUAUCCCUUUUCUUCCUCAGCAUCCAAGGCGACCUGCGCGUCCGCUUUGAGGCCGCUUUUGUUGCGAAGUGCCCCCUCAAGAACAACUGGCGCGAUCUCUGGGACCUCUUCAAGACUGAAAUCGAAGCCAAGCGCAGGUUGGAGGUCGAGGAGGUGGUCGAGGCGGAGGUCGCGGAGGAGGUCGUGGCGGAGGUCGAGGCGGAGGGGAGUGUGGGUGACGAGAAUGAGGGGAGCGAGAGUGAGGAGAAUGAGGGGAGUGAGGGUGACGAGGAGGAGGAGGAGGACAUUGAGGACGAUGGGUAUGGCAGUGACGAUGCCGAGGGCGAGGAUGAGGUUGAGGAUGGGGUUGUGUUUGAGGCGGUUCCCGCGGAGGAGGCCCCAGUCCCCGAGGAGGGCAUGGCGGCUGAGUAG